Molecule: messenger RNA, 7606 nt
Organism: Acanthochromis polyacanthus (spiny chromis)
Lineage: Eukaryota; Metazoa; Chordata; Actinopteri; Pomacentridae
Gene: arhgef19
Product: Rho guanine nucleotide exchange factor (GEF) 19
Exons: 16
Coding region: 2232-5159 (975 amino acids)
Biological process (GO): activation of GTPase activity; regulation of actin cytoskeleton organization
Molecular function (GO): protein binding; guanyl-nucleotide exchange factor activity
Source: RefSeq, a predicted model, not a curated record
AGAAACAGACAGGUGUUCGUUAAUGAUUUCUCUCCUCCUCCUCCCCUCUCCACCUCCACCAAUAGCUGUGGCCUUGGGCAACUCCUGACUUUUAUUUUAUCUUGUCUCCUCUUAUCCUCCUCUUCCAACGCACCCUUUCUUCACCACUCGCUCCUCCCGCUUUCUCUGGUUUCGUCCCUUUAGUCCUUAUGUUUUUUUAAUGCACGCUCUCUUCCUCCCUCCCUUCGUCUCUCUUGGCCACGUUCAUCUUUGGAUUGUUAUGAUUGCUGUGCGUUCCUCUGCCAUGGCCUGCAGGAAGAGUGAGUUAGUACAUGUCAGCGAGCACAGGUAUGCACUGUGGACACCGACCGGCUGGCUCAUUCACUGACUCCUGGAGUGAGGAGGGAGUCGCUCGCAUGCAUGAGCUGCAGACGAAAGCCCCAAAUAAGCCACAAGGUAAUGAUGCAGCAAACAAAACAACGUGGCAUAGCACGGGGAUUCACCUGAGCAGUAAAAAAACAAACAAACAAAAAAAAACAAAACAGGAAAAACAAUACCAACCUGAUCCUGUUUCUGUGUCACAUUUCAUAUCAUUAAUAUAAAAAUAUCAAUGCACCGUUAAAAAUGCCACACAAACCUUUGCCUUGCUUUUUGACUAAUUUAAAAUCUUAAUUCUAUUGUACACCCUACAUUUUAUCUUACCAAAAAUAUUUUAAAUUGCCACUAGUUAUGUUUUAAUUCUAAGUGCUACUAUUUAAUUUUUUUUUCUCAGAAUAGUGAUGACACAAAAGUAAAAUCGCAGACAGCUUAGAGGCCUAUAGUGACCUAUUUUCCACCAACAAAAACGGGAACAAUUAGAUGUCCAUGACUGUUGAGUAAACUGGUGUCCCGAGUUAACCCAACUCCCCACCUCCACAACCCACUAGCAUUCUUUUCAUGUUUGAUUAGUGAACAUAGUUGAUGCAGCAGGAAGCAGGGAACACUGAGAGAGAAGAGUUUAAGCAUGCCUUAGCAGCUUCUUUCUGUCACCAGCUCACAGUCUGACAUUUGGCGAAACACACACACACCCAGAGGCUAUCCUAAAAAUGAAGCCGCACGAACAGGGUUGCAAAUAUACAGGGUGACACAAAAAAACGUGAACUUUUUAACAAUCCAAUAAAACCAAGAGUGAUGGAAGAAAAAUAUUUUAUUCAUAGUAAUUGAAAUCUUAAAACAUGCCAUUUAAGAAACGAUGGAAUUUUCUUUUUUUAAAAAUUACUAUGGCGUCCUCCUGUACAAAUGCAUUCUUGAAAUCUACCUGGGGCUAUCUCAAGAGUAAAGUGUACACGACUCUACCAAGAACUUUAGAUGAGUUCAAACAGAGAAUUCAGGAUGAAAUUCACAGUAUCCCAGCUGAGAUGUUGCAGCGGUCAAUGAGGACUCUCAACAGCAGAUUUCAAGAAUGCAUUCGUACAGGAGGACGAUUGUUAAAAAGUUCCUGUUUUUUUGUGUCACCCUGUACAAAAAUAAAGAUUGACAUGCAAAUGUAUGCUUUAGCAUGCAGGGAUUUAUGCUUGUUUUGAAUCAAUACGUGAAAAUGCACAAACUACACACUCAAAUAGCAUAAAAUACAUAAACACACACAACAAAUGCACUUUGACUAAUAAACAUGCUACCAUCACAUUGCACACACACAUACACAUGUUUACUAGUACACACUCCUGCAGAGGAGCAACAUUAUUCCUUCCUUGUCUGCCUAUCCCUCCUCUCCCUGUCUCAAAGCAGGUGCUGAAAUGAGACACUAAAUAACUAUUAGAGUUAGAGGAAGGGCAAGAGAAGGGGAGGAGGAAAAGAGAAAAUAAGAGAGCACUUCCCCAACAGUAGCAGAGAAAGAGAGAGAGAGGGAGGGAGGGGAAAGAAACGAGAGGGAAGAGAGAGCAGAGGAGCUUUGAGAGGGGAUCUGCAUUGUAAGUAACUCUGAGAGCAGCAAGUGGUGGCUCUUUUUUCAGCCUGCUUUUGUUUUUCUGAGGAGCAAAAGAAGAAGAAGAAUUAAGAGAACCAAGCAGAAGACUGCAGGUCUGAAAAGUCUGUGUAUACAAAACUGCAAGGGGAAAAGGGAGGAGAGAAGCCAGGAGGAACACAAGGCAGCAAUGGAUAGCAGAGCAGCUCAGCCUGACCCUGGGAUGGCCUGGAUCCACACACUGCUGCUCGCUGCCAUCCAGCACACACACUAGGCUGCUAACGCCACUGAGCCCCCAUGUGCCUGUUCAGCCAUGCUCCCUGGCUAUGGAUUCUCACCUUUUCCUGAUUUCCAACCCCACCUUAGUGCUUUUCGCUGCAGAGAGAGUCCCAGCAUGUGGAUCCCAGGCUCAGGAGAGUCCCAGGGUCUGAGUGAGGCCCAGGAGAACAGGCCUCUCCUUCAUACAUGCCACCACAAGCAUGUUGCCGUGUGCCAGCAAGAAACAUUGGCUUUUAUUGAGCUCCAACCACCACCGACUGCGAAAUUAAACAGCUUUGUCUCUCCAAGGCCGACUGUGAUUCCAGACGCACAAUGCAUGACCCACUCUUUGCCACUAAAUGGUCUCAGACACACGCUAAAUGAACUGAAUGACAUGCAGAAUGGCUGCCACAGAACAGACAGUGAGCAUGAAGCAAAUUUGAAUUUGAACUCUCUUCCACAUGCUGCAGAUGUCAGCGAGCUUGAAAGCCAUAAUGGCACUAGGACUUCUUUGCCGGAGCAGAUUGAAAAGCCACGGACCGUCACAACUGUAUGUCGUCCUCUCCAUGCAGCUCUUAGCCUCCCGCUGUCAUUUCCUCUGUCUUCUCUAUACACAAACCCAGACUCCUGGGAAUCUCAGGUACCUUGCUCGCCAUCCUCACCUGAAUGUCCAGGGUUUCCAGGCCCAGAUUCCUGCCAGCCUCAGAGGAGAACAUCACAAGGAUCAUUGAAAGAGAAGUCUAUCCGCAGGAAAAUGCAAGUUUAUUCCCCAGACAGUCUGAGUGAUGAAUCACUCAGCAGCCCUAUCCUGGAUGCAGAAUACAUCUUUCCUGGACCUUUUGCAUCUUUCCUGGAAGAGGACCUCAGUGGAUUAUCCUCUCUGGAAGCCAUUUCAAGUCCUUCAUCCACAGAUGGUGUUACAGAUCUCCCAAACCUCGGUCACAAUGAUAUUUUCAGUCUACCUGCAGAACCUCUGCAAAUAAUAGAGGACUCCAUGCCAGGGGUGGAGGAGGAGAGAGGAAGCGUAGAUACAUCGAUUGCCACAGGUAUGAGCUUUUUGUCACGCGGCCGCCAAGGAGACCAGGAACGGCGGCGCUUCUCAGCUUCAGAACUGAUAUCGAGACUGCAGCUGUCUCAAAGGAAGAACUCAUUCACCUUGAAGCUGGGGAAGUCGCUGUCUGCUCGAGUAGCCUCCAGGGACAGACAGAGCACCAGCAGCCUCAGCCCCAACACUGACUAUAAGUCCAACUCCAGACAUCGCAGUUCAGGAGGCUCUAGUGAUAGCGCCCCACACAGUCCUGUAGGACCAGCACCUCCACUGCCCAGCAGUGACAAUGGGAUGCCUUUGCAUCGGUGGAGCACAAAACUCGGAAUGCGAAAGAAAUCCAUAGAGGAGGAUGUGAGCACACCAUCUGUUCCUAGUUCAAAUCGACUAUCAAGGUUUUUGCCAAGCUCAAUUUUGUACCAGGAAUACAGCGAUGUUGCCAUCAAUAGAGAGAUCCAGAGGCAGCAAGGGAAGGAGCCAGGCACAGAGGAGGAGGGGCUCAGGGACGAGGGGUCAGAUGGGACCCCAUCGCCAUCCAAUCUGUCUCCAUCCAGCUCCUUUCGUUCAUCACGAGGCUCUGCUUUUGCUCUGUGGCAGGACAUACCUGAUGUUCGAACCAGCGGUCAGCUCGACAACUUCAGCAAUGAGGAAAGAAAAUUACAGGAGGCCAAGUUUGAGUUGGUGACAUCUGAGGCAUCAUACAUUCGUAGUUUGACAAUUGCGGUGGACCACUUCAUGCUGUCGCAGGAGCUUGCAGAGUCUCUUGGGACUCAGGAUAAGCAGUGGCUCUUCUCCAAGCUGCCUGAAGUCAAAGAUGUCAGUGAGAGGUUUCUUCAGGACUUGGAGCACAGGCUGGAGGAAGACAUUCUCAGAUUUGAUGUCUGUGACAUCGUUCUGGAUCACUGCCCGGCUCUGCGAAGGGUUUAUUUACCUUAUGUAACCAACCAGGCUUACCAGGAGCAGACGUACCAGCGUUUGCUGCACGAAAACACUCGUUUCCCCGGCAUCCUGGCUCGCUUGGAGGAGGACCCCAUCUGCCAAAGACUUCCUCUGACCUCUUUUCUAAUCCUCCCGUUUCAGAGGAUCACCCGGCUUAAAAUGCUGGUGGAGAACAUCUUAAAGAGGACAACACCGGGCUCUCGAGAUGAGGACACUGCCACAAAAGCUUUCAAUGAGCUAAAAAAGAUCAUCAAAGAAUGUAACUCCAGUGUGCAGUCAAUGAAGAGGAUGGAAGAACUUAUCCACCUCAACAAGAAAAUUCACUUUGAGGGCAAGAUUUUUCCUCUCAUCUCUCAGUCCCGCUGGCUGGUGAAACAUGGUGAACUCCUAGAAGUGGACACCCAGAUGAUGAGCAUUUCUGGAUCGAAGCUCAAGUUACCCACAAAGCCUGUGUACCUCCACUUGUUCAAUGACUGCCUGCUGCUGUCCAGGAGGAAGGACACAUGGAAGUUCAUGGUGUUUGUACAUGCCAAGAUAGGAGAGCUGAAAGUGAAGGAUCUCAGUCAGAAGCUGCAAGGAAUCUCGGGCUUCAUCUUUCACCUGCAGCUUUGUGAAGGCCAGCAGCUUAAGCAUCAGAUCCUGCUUAAAUCACACACUGAGAGUGGGAAGCAGAGAUGGAUCACAGCAAUGUUCCCAUCUGACCCACGCGAAGACAUCGAGCAAGCCAGUGAAAAUGAUGAUAUAUCCCAGGUUCAGUGCAUUAAAAGCUACCAAGCCCAAGAGCACGAUGAGUUAACGCUGGACAAAGCUGACAUUCUUCAUGCUAAGACCAUUACAAGUGAUGGCUGGGUGGAGGGCAUCAGACUGUCAGACGGGGAGCGGGGCUGGUUCCCCAAAAGCUACGUGGAGGAAAUCACAAGUCGCAGUGCGCGCCUCCGCAACCUCCGAGAAAAUAUUCGCAUCAAAUGUGUCACACAGAAACUGAAGGGAGAGAACUAACCAUUUUCACUGCAGCUUUUUAUGUGUCAAACCUGCAUUUUAGUUGUGAAGGUGCAUUUUUUAGCUUUUGGAUGACUGUUUUAAUUUUAGAUGGAUGUGGGGCCUUCAGUAUGUAUAGUGUGCAGCUGCUACAACAAGCAAACGUUUCUGGCCAUUUUUUGCAUGCUUCUAAACUGUGUAUCAGCAGUUUCCAUAAGCAUGCCAGCUUUGAAUACAGUUUUGCAAUGAUAAUACAACGUUUUUAAUGCACAUGUAAUUUUUUUUCCCCACUAAGAAUCUGUUGACAGAAGUCUUUAUUUUUAACCAUUUUGCCACUCUGAAAUGUCCAUACUUUGUGAUCGCCAUUAUUUUAUCACUGCUUUCUGUGAAUACAUUUCAAUGCCACUAUCAAGCGUGAAUGUAAUAUAUAUGUAUACCUGCACAUUUAUCACCACCACUGGUAAAUGUAAACAUAUUCAGCAGUAAUCAUGUAUAUUUCAGAGAGCAGUAGAGCAAUGCCAUCUCAAAAUCUGUCACUGCUUUUUUCUUCUAUCAGCUGGCAUAGAUGAAUUCAUCUGCUAUCUUGUGCAGUCAAGUGAAUUUUGUGAGGUGAUCGAGAUCAGGAUCCUCAUCUUAAGGAGUGUGAAUCUGUUGGCUGCCAUUUUAUUAAAGAGGAUGAUAAGUCAGAGGAUUUCCCAAAAUGGUAGUUAAAAAAAUGAAACUAAUUUUCAGGAUUCUAUUGUAACAUAUGAUGCCUUAGCUUAGUUAAAGAGUUGGUGUGACCAUAUUAUACAGCAUGUCCCUGAAGUCUGGACACAUAGGAAACCUCUUUAACUAUCUUUUUUUGACUCCACAGAUUAAAUAUGGCUUUGUUGAAAGAAGAAAAGAGAUGGAUUGAUACUUCUCAGUGGACGUGAAGGAUGGACGUAUCAAAAGAUAGGGUCAGGGUUAGGGAAGUGAUUUUUUUAGGCUACCAUGAAUUUUAGCCAUGGUCAAUUCUUUAGUUUUGGCUGAUAUACAGUGGGGCAAAAAAUAUUUAGUCAGCCACCAAUUGUGCAAGUUCUCCCACUUAAAAUGAUGACAGAGGUCUGUAAUUUUCAUCAUAGGUACACUUCAACUGUGAGAGACAGAAUAUAAGUUCAUUUCUUUCUUCUUUCUACAAAGCCAUGUUUAAUCCAUGGAGGCAAAAAAAGAUAGUUCAUGAGAUUUCCUGUAUCCAGACUUUAAGGACACCCUGUAUGUGUUUUACUGUCAACAAAGUCCAUGAAAAGACCCAAAGUAAUAAUGAAUUGAUCUGAAUGGCAGAGCUGCCUGUGUAUCCAAAGCCUGAUUUUGCUCAUUGCUUUGUGCCAAAAAUGUCCACUUCUGUUCUUAAUCUAUUACUUAAAUUUUUAUUGUGCUUCUGAGUCACAUAGGUGACAUGUUUGUUCACUAUCGCUAACACAUAAAGUGUCAUUUAUUUUGAGUCAGUCGCACUCAGACCGUCCAGCUGCUGUAAGUAUCGCCUAAAGUGCCAAAUGUGUAUUAAUCUGCUGAAAAUAGUCCCCAACAACUGCACUAUCUGCUCCUGUUUUCUAUCAGUUCAGGACAUUUGUGAGAAUUACAAAAAAAGAAACUAUGUGCUUGUCUGUUUCGAAAGAUUUCUGCCCUCAGUAGGAACCAAAAGUGCUUUGGGGCAAAAACAGAUGGGGAAGGAGAAUUUGUAAUAUUAAGAAACUGACUGACAUGUUGUAGUCUUUGGUUUUUUCAUAGCAUUUGUUGACUGUAAUAGAUAUAUAUGUCAUCAGCCUUGUCCUUUAAAACCAGUGAAAAACAAACAUUCCAAAUUUAUUUACAUUUCUUUGCUUUGCGUGUACUAAUUUUAAACCUUGUGUCCCAAUGUAGCAUCAGUUGAAUAAAAUACAGAUUGCUAUAUUAUGUGUAUAAUAUAGAAUAAACAGUUUACACAUUAAUUUGCGAUUAGGUCAGCAUCAUCCACAUUGUUUUCCUCAUUAAGUGUAAAAAUCCCUAAAUGACCGAUAGCUCUGUGUAACUGAGCUGAGACCUGCUGUUAAUGGACCACUAUAAUCAACAUUCAAAUGUAAACUCUUCCAGUGGCACAUGAAAUGUUUAUAACUCUACUAUUUUCUAUAUCUAAGUUGUUAGUUGUAAUUUAAUUUUUUUGCUGUUGCAGCACAUGUAUUUAUACUCCUCUAGCUGGUUGUUCUCUAAGGAGAUUUUGGUGUAAAUGUAUUUUUCUGUAGAUGGCUUCAUGUAUAAAGAGUAGAACAUGUUCUUUGAUGACUGUAAUUUAUAUGAAAAAAGAUUUGACAAACACUUUUACAUUUCAAAAGUAUAAACUUUGCAGCUGGUUUAAUUUCUAAUACCACAAUAAAUAUAUAAACUGUAAUACACUGGAUGUUUACUGACUUUCUGCACAUUGCUGUAAAUGUUUAACCACUGGAAUAAAUACUAAUGAAAUAAAUACA